AUGUGGUGGGGGGAUGUGGGAAUUCUGAGGGGAGCCCCGAAACUGCGGGAGCUGCUCACUCCAAAACCCCUCCCGAGCCUGGGCCCGACCCCGCGGCAGAACCGGACCCUGCCGGGACCGGGCAGCGGCUCCCGGGAGCUCGGGGAAGCCCUGGAGAACCGGGCGGGGCCGGAGCUCGGCCCGAGGGCACAGCGGGACCCGCGGCCAGCCCCCGGCAGGCUGCAGAAGCUUUUCGGCUGGGGAGAUUUUUAUUCCAACAUCAAGACGGUGAAGUUGAACCUGCUGAUCACGGGCAAGGUGGUGGAUCACGGCAACGGCAGCGUCAACGUCUUCUUCCAGCACAACUCCACGGGCCACGGCAACAUCUCCGUGAGCCUCGUGCCCCCCACCAAGGCCGUGGAGUUCCACCUGGAGCAGCAAAUCUUCAUCGAGGCCAAGGAGUCCAAGGUGUUCAACUGCCGCGUGGAGUCGGAGCAGGUGGAACGGGCCAGGAAGACCUCGCUGUGCACCUUCGACCCGGCCAAGACGUGCUCGCAGGAGCACACGCAGAGCCGCGCAGCCUGGCUGUGCUCGCAGCCCUUCCGGGCCGUCUGCGUCUACAUCACCUUCUACAGCAGCGACUACCGCCUGGUGCAGAAAGUCUGUCCCGACUACAACAAGCACAGCCGCCGGCCCUACUUCCCCUCGGGAUGAGCCCCGCGCCGC
Molecule: messenger RNA, 705 nt
Organism: Serinus canaria (Common canary)
Lineage: Eukaryota; Metazoa; Chordata; Aves; Passeriformes; Fringillidae
Gene: NXPH3
Product: neurexophilin 3
Exons: 2
Coding region: 1-693 (230 amino acids)
Molecular function (GO): signaling receptor binding
Source: RefSeq, a predicted model, not a curated record